UUUUCCCGAGCGACACUUCACUCGGAGUGAAUCAGUUUUACAGAAGUGAAAGUGUUUCUCCUUCAGCCUCGGGACCAUUUUGUUGUUGUUCGGAGAAAAUAAUAAAACUAAAGAAAAACUGCAACUCCAGGCAGAAGCGGUGAGAUGAAUGAAGCCCAGCAUGGAGUGCUGAGUAAAAGAGCGUCAUUCAUUCAACUCAUGAGUAAUUCAAGAGAUCCGCGUCUUCAGGAAUCAGCAGUGAGUCCAUGAGCUGUGUGUCCAUACACUAAUAUUCAAAAAUGGAGACCUGUGAUCUGGACACAGAUAAUGUGACCCCACCCUCAGAAAAGCGUGAACUCCAGAGAAAGAGAUCAGACUCCCCAGAACCCAGCUGUGUCUCCAUGAAGAGUGAUGCGUCUAUGGGUCCUCCUUUGGAGUUUAAAAAUAGAGACUCCUCACCUGUACACAGUGAACUCCAGAGAAAGAGAUCAGACUCUCCAGAACCCAGCUGUGUCUCCAUGAAGAGCGAUCGGUCGAUGGGUCCUCCUUUGGAGUUUAAAAAUAGAGACUCCUCACCUGUACACAGUGAACUCCAGAGAAAGAGAUCAGACUCCCCAGAACCCAGCUGUGUCUCCAUGAAGAGUGAUGCGUCUAUGGGUCCUCCUUUGGAGUUUAAAAAUAGAGACUCCUCACCUGUACACAGUGAACUCCAGAGAAAGAGAUCAGACUCCCCAGAACCCAGCUGUGUCUCCAUGAAGAGUGAUGCGUCUAUGGGUCAUCCUUUGAAGUUUAAAAAUAGAGACUCCUCACCUGUACACAGUGUUUUACAGAAGGCAGGAGACAGAAGAGAAACGAUCUUCAUCACAGAUACAGGACACGCCCCAGAAUCUCCUGCUGUAAAGGAAUUCCAGAAAAAUUUCAGAUUAAAUCUGAAGGAGAAGUUUCAGUGUUUAAAUGGAGUGAUGAUAAAGCAGGAAAACCGAGCGCUCCUGAAUGAGAUCUACACCGAGCUCUACAUCACAGAGGGAGACAGUGGAGACGUCAAUAAAGAACAUGAGGUGAGACGGAUCGAGGCAGCGUCCAGGAGAAAAACAGAGGAAACGCCAAUCAAAUGCAACGACAUCUUUAAGCCCUUAUCUGAAGAAGACGAACCCAUCAGAACUGUAGUGACAAAGGGCGUGGCUGGUAUCGGAAAAACAGUCUCUGUGCAGAAGUUCAUUGUGGACUGGGCUGAAGGGAAAGCAAAUCAGGACGUCCCCCUCAUAUUUCCACUUCCUUUCAGAGAGCUGAAUCUGAUGAAGGACCAAGAACUGAGUCUGAUGGAGCUCCUUCAUGUCUGUUUUAUGGAAACAAAAGAAACCGAAAUGUCCAGGUUGGAAAAGGUUCUGUUCAUUUUUGAUGGAUUGGACGAGUGUCGUUUCCCUCUGGAUUUCCAGAACACAGUGAGAGUGUGUGAUGUAACCGAAUCAGCAUCAGUGCGUGUGCUGCUGAUAAACCUGAUCAAAGGGGAUCUGCUUCCCUCUGCUCUCAUCUGGAUCACCUCCCGACCAGCAGCAGCUGAUCAAGUCCCCUCUGAGUACGUCCAUCGAGUCACAGAGGUACGAGGGUUCAGUAACCCCCAGAAGGAGGAGUACUUCAGGAAGAGGGUCAGUGAUCGGAGCCUGGCCGAGAACAUCAUCACACACCUGAAGUCAUUAAGAAGCCUCUACAUCAUGUGUCACAUCCCAGUCUUCUGCUGGAUUUCAGCCGCUGUUCUCGAGAGAAUGUUGGGUGAAGCAGAUAGUGGAGAGAUCCCCAAGACUCUGACUCAAAUGUACACACACUUCCUCAUCAUUCAGACAAACGUCAUCAGAGAAAAAUACUCAAAGAAGGAGGAGAGUGAUGAAGAAAUGCUGCUGAAACUGGGAAAACUGGCUUUUGAGCAGCUGGAGAAAGGCAACCUGAUCUUCUAUGAGGAAGACCUGCGAGGGUGUGGCAUUGAUGUGACAGAAGCAGCAGUGUACUCAGGUGUGUGUACACAGAUCUUCAGAGAGGAGCCUGGGCUUCACCAGAGUAAAGUGUACUGCUUUGUUCAUCUGAGCAUUCAGGAACAUCUCGCAGCUCUGUAUGUGCAUCUGACCUUCAUGAAGGAAAAGAGAAUUGUUCUUGAUCAGGAUAAUUCCUCUACAAGAAAAAUGUAUAAAAAAAUAAGAAAUGUUCUUGAUCAGAGUCGGUCCUUUCAGACAAUUUCAGAUGUACACAGGAGUGCUGUAGAUCAGAUGUUAAAAUCUGAGACUGGACAUCUGGAUCUGUUCCUCCGCUUUCUUCUGGGUCUCUCACUGGAGUCCAAUCAGAAACUCUUACAUGCCUUAGUAACACAGACAGGAAGUAGCUCCCUGAGCAAAAAGGAAACAGUUCAGUACAUUAAGAAGAAGAUCAGUGAAGAUCUUCCUGCAGAAAAAUCCAUCAAUCUGUUCCACUGUCUGAAUGAACUGGGUGAUGAUUCUCUCGUGGAGGAAAUCCAACGCUACCUAAAAUCUGGGAAACAAAGUAAACUCUCUCCUUCACGGUGGUCUGCUCUGGCAUUUGUGUUACUGACUUCAGCACAGGAGCUAGAGGAGUUUGACCUGAGGAAAUAUACCAGUACAGAGAAGAUAACCCAUGAAGUUUUUGUGAAGGUGAUGCCUGUGAUUGCAGCAUCCAGAAAAGCAGUGUUGUGGGGUUGUGGUGUCUCAGAUGAAAGCUGUGCUGCUCUGAGUUCAGCUCUGAGAUUAAACCCCUCACACCUGAGACACCUGGAUCUGUCCUCUAAUAAACUCGGAGACUCAGGACUGAAGCGUCUCUGUGCUGGACUGGAGAAUCCUCACUGUAAACUGGAGACACUGUGGUUGUAUAAUUGUGGUGUCUCAGAUGAAGGCUGUGCUGCUCUGAGUUCAGCUCUGAGAUCAAACCCCUCACACUUGAGAGACCUGGAUCUGAACUCUAAUAAACUCGGAGACUCAGGAGUGAAGCGUCUCUGUGCUGGACUGGAGAAUCCUCACUGUAAACUGGAGACACUGGGGUUGGGUGGUUGUGGUGUCUCAGAUGAAGGCUGUGCUGCUCUGAGUUCAGCUCUGAGAUCAAACCCCUCACACCUGAGACACCUGAAUCUGUCCUCUAAUAAACUGGGAGACUCAGGAGUGAAGCGUCUCUGUGCUGGACUGGAGAAUCCUCACUGUAAACUGGAGACACUGGGGUUGUGGGAUUGUGGUGUCUCAGAUGAAGGCUGUGCUGCUCUGAGUUCAGCUCUGAGAUCAAACCCCUCACACCUGAGAGACCUGGAUCUGUCCUCUAAUAAACUGGGAGACUCAGGAGUGAAGCGUCUCUGUGCUGGACUGGAGAAUCCUCACUGUAAACUGGAGACACUGUGGUUGCGUGGUUGUGGUGUCUCAGAUGAAGGCUGUGCUGCUCUGAGUUCAGCUCUGAGAUCAAACCCCUCACACCUGAGAGACCUGGCUCUGUCCUCUAAUAAACUCAGAGACUCAGGAGUGAAGCGUCUCUGUGCUGGACUGGAGAAUCCUCACUGUAAACUGGAGAAACUGAGGUUGCGUGGUUGUGGUGUCUCAGAUGAAGGCUGUGCUGCUCUGAGUUCAGCUCUGAGAUCAAACCCCUCACACCUGAGAGACCUGAAUCUGUCCCGUAAUAAACUCGGAGACUCAGGAGUGAAGCGUCUCUGUGCUGGACUGGAGAAUCCUCACUGUAAACUGGAGAAACUACGGUUGUAUUAUUGUGGUGUCUCAGAUGAAGGCUGUGCUGCUCUGAGUUCAGCUCUGAGAUCAAACCCCUCACACCUGAGAGAGCUGAGUCUGUCUAAUAAUAAUAAUCUGGGAGACUCAGGAGUGAAGCGUCUCUGUGCUGGACUGGAGAAUCCUCACUGUAAACUGGAGAAACUGGGGUUGUGUGAUUGUGAUGUCUCAGAUGAAGGCUGUGCUGCUCUCGCUUCAGCUCUGAGAUCAAACCCCUCACAGCUGAGAGACCUGAAUCUGCUUGGAAAUGAAAUAAGCGACUCAGGAGAGAAGCUGCUCUCUGCUCUUCAGAAUGAUGAACAUUACAAACUACAAACACUGAGGUUGUAAUGAACAUCUGUGUGUGAGAUGAGGACUCUGGUGUUCCUGCAUUUCCAUAUUGGGGAACAGACAACACAUUCAUAAACACAUCAGUCAUUUAGUUCUAACAAAUGAAAGAGACUCGGAGACGUGGUCAGUGUGUGUUCAUGGUGCACAGUGAAUCAGACUGCACACAAUUCUACACUGAAUGUGGAACAACUUGUGAUCUGCAUGAAACUGCCUGGACCUCAGUCCCUUAAAAACCCUGAAAGAGCAGGUGGAAAAGCACAGGGACUCGAUCUGAACCCAGUCUGUGGAAGAGGGAGCUGAAAUGGACAGGAACAGUUUCAGGACAUGGGUGGGAUUCUCACCUCACAGGAUCGGCAUUUGGGGAGUUAAUCUGAGGCCCCGAGGAGACUCACGACAAGACACAUUUAUCACUUUGUCCUUUGGUUGGUGUUUAAUGUAGUUUAGAUCUUUUUGUAACAGGAUCAGACCAAAUCUGUUCAUUUACUCUGAUAUCAGACGAUCGAACCUGAUAUGGGAUCAGUGCCAUCCCUUUUACUGAAGUAUACACUACUUACAAUCUAUUGUAUAAUUGUAUCAGUCAUAUACAAUUUGAAGAACUGAAUAUGUCCAGUGUAAUUAUUUGUGUUGUAUCAAAUUAGUUUAUUGAUUUAAAAUGAAAUUUUUUCACACACACAAAACAAUCAACAGUUACUGAAAAUAAACUCAUG
Messenger RNA from Neoarius graeffei (lesser salmon catfish), 4780 nucleotides. RefSeq names its product NACHT, LRR and PYD domains-containing protein 12-like. NCBI's taxonomy places the organism in Eukaryota, Metazoa, Chordata, Actinopteri, Siluriformes, Ariidae. Bases 279 to 4073 code for a protein of 1264 amino acids. The transcript has 17 exons. Gene Ontology annotation, molecular function: protein binding. The record is from RefSeq and is a predicted model, not a curated record.